Molecule: messenger RNA, 1327 nt
Organism: Ziziphus jujuba (common jujube)
Lineage: Eukaryota; Viridiplantae; Streptophyta; Magnoliopsida; Rosales; Rhamnaceae
Product: probable protein phosphatase 2C 39
Exons: 5
Coding region: 217-1071 (284 amino acids)
Biological process (GO): protein dephosphorylation
Cellular component (GO): cytosol; nucleus
Molecular function (GO): protein serine/threonine phosphatase activity
Source: RefSeq, a predicted model, not a curated record
CACACUUGUCUCUCUCUCUCUCUCUCUCUGCUUCUCUGUGUUUCUAUUUUUUUUUUUUUUUUGGUUCUCUCUCUCUCUCUUUCUCUCGGCCACUGAGCUUCAAUAUUCUUCUACGUAUCUCCUACCAAAUUUAUAUAAUUUAUAACAUAAUUAAUAAUAUCAUUAUAAAUACUGUUUUUUUUUGUGUUUUUUUGUUUUUCAUUACUUUGGAAAACCAUGACCGGCAAAGAAAAAAUUCUCAGCAAGAUGAAGGAAAAGGUUGGUUUAGGUUCAUCAGAUCCUGACUCUGGGAAAGGAAAGAGCAAGAUGAUGAAACAUGUGACACACGGGUUCCACUUGGUGAAGGGAAAAUCAAAUCAUGCCAUGGAAGAUUAUAUUGUUGCACAGUUUAAGCAAGUUGAUGACAAUGAAUUGGGAUUAUUUGCAAUAUUUGAUGGUCACUUGAGUCAUGAGGUCCCUGAUUAUUUACGGUCUCAUCUCUUUGAGAAUAUUUUGAAGGAGCCCGACUUCUGGAAAGAACCAGAGAAGGCAAUUAGGAGAGCAUAUCGAAUAACGGAUACUAAUAUUCUGGAGGAAGCAAUUGAUAUGGGGAAAGGGGGAUCAACCGCAGUAACAGCCAUAUUAAUUAAUUGCCGAAAGUUAGUAGUAGCCAAUGUUGGGGAUUCUCGGGCUGUGAUCUGCAAGAACGGUGUAGCCAAACAACUAUCAGUUGAUCAUGAGCCAAGCAUGGAAAGAGAGAUGAUUGAGAAUAAAGGUGGUUUUGUUUCGAACUUUCCAGGGGAUGUUCCGCGUGUUGAUGGGCAGUUGGCUGUGGCAAGGGCGUUUGGUGACAAGAGUUUGAAGAUGCAUCUUAGCUCAGAGCCUCAUGUAGAGGUGGACAUGAUAGAUGAUGACACAGAGUUUGUCAUCUUGGCAAGUGAUGGAUUAUGGAAGGUAAUGUCAAACCAAGAAGCAGUAGAUUCUAUCAAGCAUAUAAAGGAUGCUCGUUCAGCAGCAAAGCACCUUACUGAAGAGGCACUUAAUAGGAAGAGCACAGAUGAUAUUUCAUGUAUAGUUGUAAGAUUUCAGUGAUGGAUAACUCUUGUCUUUAUAGCUUCGUUUGAUGAUGUAAAUCAAGGUUUUAAGCAAAACUAAAAGCAUAAAACUCAUGCUUAGUGUGCUUUUGUAAGCCUCUGAAUCUGUUAUAUAUAUUGUAUGUACUCUUUCACUGUUGCAUCGUAGAUGUAAACAUACUGUAACAAUGCCAAGAAUACGUAUUGUACUGGGAAAUCUGAAGUUUUUGUAUGUGGAUAACGGAUCGUGGAUGGUAUUUUCUUUUCAAGUUGGA